AUGGGUUACGCAUUGACGGAGGCUACAUUUAACUACUAUCACGGAGAAAUCAGAAGAAUAGACAUUGAGGCUUCAAAUUGGAUAGACAACAUACCUAGGGAGAAGUGGGUUAGAGCAUUUGACAGAGGGAAACGUUGGGCACAUAUGACAUCUAACUUGGCAGAGGCCAUGAACUUUGUAUUAAAGGCAACCAAAAACCUUCCAAUCACUGCUUCGGUUCAAUCUACAUACUAUUAA
Lathyrus sativus (Indian pea) is the source of this 237-nucleotide messenger RNA. The record is from the annotation of a GenBank genome assembly. Lineage: Eukaryota; Viridiplantae; Streptophyta; Magnoliopsida; Fabales; Fabaceae.